GAGCGCUUUCUCCGCUUGAUUUUGGCCAUGGGAGGGGCAAUCAAGCCCCGCGUCGACAGAUAUGUUAGAUGCGAUUCGUUUAACACCAACACUAGUGUGUCCACUUCCACUGUCGGUGACCAUUGGCCAAUGGUCCGUCGCCAGCUGCCACAGUCGGUCGCAUUUUCUUAGUCCGCACGUCGUCUUUGUUCCUACUUUCCCACACCUAACAAGUAUUGUAAUUGUGUUUUGUUUACACGCUUGACAAGCAAACGAAGUCCAAAGUAAGUUGAAUACUUUUGUAAAACUUACAUUAAUUUUUGUAAUGAUUGUGUUUCACCGAAGUAACGAUAUUUUGUGGGCUGUAGGAAUGCACCUUACUUUGCUCAAUCAUGUUCUGGUGAUUGGCUUUUUAUUUAUCACCUGCUCGAAUGGUCGGGCGCAAGUUGCAUUGACCGUCAUGGACUUGACUUUCGGAUAUCAGAGUUGUUUAACAUCGGAAGGCCAUCCGGGCGUUUGUCGAUUACCUAAGUUAUGUGCGCAAUCAAGCGAUAAUCAUCACCUACCAGUACCGCACAGGUACAGGGAAGAAGGCGGUCGUUAUAAUUGCGGUUCCGCGGAUGAUUGGCAUCAAAGAAAGAUAUGCUGCAAACAUUCGGACGUACCUCCUGUCCUGUUCCCUGAUAGUAUUGACGCAAACAUUCUUGACAGCCAAAUCCAAAAUGAGACAGUGGUAAUGUCCAGGAUCUCUGGUGAAAACAAGUCUGCUAUUAGUCGCCAAUUAUGGCCGCCGGAAUCGACUAGUAUUCUCCAGCCUCGUUUACCUCGCAAAUGCGGCACAGUGCCUUUUGCUACUACGCGGGCUCGCAUAGCCGGUGGCGUAGUAGCACCCAAGGGUGCUUGGCCGUGGUUGGCGCGCCUUGGUUACUACGACGGCAAUGGGAUAGAGUACAAUUGCGGUGGGGUCCUAAUAACCAAACAGCACGUGUUGACUGCGGCUCAUUGCGUGUACAAUCGUCGAGACUUAAUAUUUGUACGGCUGGGUGAACAUGGAACAAGUGAAUAUGGUCCACAGGAUUACUACAUCGAGCGUGUUACCGUUCACGAACGCUUCGUCAAGAGUGGACGGGGACCGAGCUACGACAUUGCGAUAAUUCGUUUAUCAGAUUUUAUUCCAUUUACGAGUGAUAUCCAACCGAUUUGCUUACCAAUCGAUCGUCGUUGGCGUUCGUUGGACUCCUCUGAUAUUUUCCCCUACGUAGCCGGAUGGGGAUCCCCUUCUUACUCUUGGAAUGUCGUAGAUGAACGGGCAUCUAGCGUAUUGAUGGAAGUCCAGCUUCCCGUUGUUCCACAGUCAAAAUGCGCCCAAGCUUAUCGAUCGCACGGCCACUUGCGAAUAGAUGAAACCGUUCUGUGCGCUGGAUAUGAAGAAGGGGGUAAAGACGCUUGUCGGGGAGAUUCGGGUGGCCCGUUGAUGUUUCAAGCUGGAGAAAGGUAUUAUGUAAUAGGUCUUGUCUCCUUCGGUGUACGUUGCGCUACACCUGGAUUCCCAGGAGUUUAUUCUCGCGUUUCUGUAGCCAUCGAUUGGAUAUUAAAAAAUAUCUCUUGAUGUGAUAAAUUCUUGUGUUUUUAGUUAAUUUGAUGCGGUACCCGGAUAAAAGUGUUCAAGUCAAUAAAAAAAAUGAAUUUUA
Molecule: messenger RNA, 1670 nt
Organism: Daphnia magna
Lineage: Eukaryota; Metazoa; Arthropoda; Branchiopoda; Diplostraca; Daphniidae
Product: venom protease
Exons: 8
Coding region: 305-1588 (427 amino acids)
Biological process (GO): proteolysis
Molecular function (GO): serine-type endopeptidase activity
Source: RefSeq, a predicted model, not a curated record